AUGAAACCUUCUUGGUUGACCUUUAUUGGCCUUGCCGGUUGCGCCUUGGCAGGGCUUUCCACCACACCGACGGCCUCUGAUGCAUUCACCCAUCCAGGACUUUUGCAUACCGAGGCUGACUUCCAGCGUGUUAAGAAGCUGGUGGAUUCUGGUAAGGCGCCCUGGUCAGUCGGCUGGGGAAAGGUCGUGCAACGUGCGAAUCCCGACUAUAAGCCAAGCCCUCAGGACAUUCUAGUCAGAGGCAAGACUCCAGAGCGGCCAGAGAAUUAUGCCCUCCUCUACCGAGAUCUCGCGUCGGCAUACGCUCUUGCCAUCCGUUGGAUAGUCACCGAUGAUUCAACAUUUGCGGGUGCUGCUGCCCGAAUCCUCGAUGGCUGGGCCGAGAGUCUCACGGACAUUUGGGGUAGCUCGGAUAAGUUCUUGGCCGCAGGUAUCUACGGAUAUCAAUUUGCGAACGUGGCAGAGAUUCUCCGCUCUUAUACUGGGUGGAAGGGCCUUGACGCAACAGCGUCCAUGCUUAUUCGCGUGUUUUAUGCGAAGAAUCAACAGUUCUUAACGGCACAUAAUGGCGCCCAUAUUGAGAACUACUGGGCAAACUGGGAUCUUUGUAACAUCGCGAGCAUGAUGAGUAUCGGUGUUCUCGCUGAUAAUCAUACCAUCUGGAAUGAAGCGGUGGACUACUUCAAGCAUGGUGCAGGAAAUGGAGCCAUCGAGAAGGCGAUUUGGGUCCUUCAUACCGAAGAAAAGACUGGCAAGCAGCUAGGCCAGAACCAGGAAGCUGGUCGGGACCAAGGCCAUGCCACCCUUGACUUCGCUUUGCUAGGUGUCAUCGCUCAGCAGGGCUUCAACCAGGGAGAAGACCUUUUUGGGUAUUUGGACGAUAGAAUCCUUGCUGGAAUGGAAUAUGCUUCCAAGUACAACGUCGGCGAAGAUGUUCCCUUCACCACCUAUACCAAUGCAGUGCAUGGGACGCAGACUAAGAUCAGCGACAGUGGUCGUGGCAAUAUCAGGCCGAUGGCAGAACUCUUUGUCGCUCAUUAUGGAUCUAUUAAACGCCGCGAUGUCUCAUGGACAAAGGCUUAUCGAGACCUUGUUGUUGGGAAAGGCGAUGGGGCUGAGGGUGGAGGUGGCGAUUACGGAACCACGAGCGGCGGCUAUGACCAGCUCGGUCAUGGUACGCUGUUGUAUCGCCUUGAAGCCUAG
This is a messenger RNA of Clonostachys byssicola, 1203 nucleotides long. The record is from the annotation of a GenBank genome assembly. Lineage: Eukaryota; Fungi; Ascomycota; Sordariomycetes; Hypocreales; Bionectriaceae.